Toxorhynchites rutilus septentrionalis is the source of this 1581-nucleotide messenger RNA. RefSeq lists its product as uncharacterized. Bases 70 to 954 code for a protein of 294 amino acids. The transcript has 2 exons. NCBI's taxonomy places the organism in Eukaryota, Metazoa, Arthropoda, Insecta, Diptera, Culicidae. The record is from RefSeq and is a predicted model, not a curated record. Gene Ontology annotation, cellular component: nucleus. Gene Ontology annotation, molecular function: DNA binding.
UUCUGUAACGAUGUGAUUUUGUGCGUGGACUGCGAAGUGUUCUAAAUUUGUGUAAUUAUUUCGGCAAAAAUGCCGCGGAAGUACAUCAAAACCCCCGGAAAAAGGACGUACCGCAACUAUGCGCCGGAAAAUGUGGAAAAAGCUGCCGAUGCUGUGAGAACCGAACAACUUUCCAUACGUCAAGCGUCGAAAAAGUUUGGAGUUACCUACGGAACUAUCUUCAGCAAGAAAAAUGGAUUGCACACAUCGAAGAACGGUGGCCAGACUAUGCUUAGUGAAGCCGUUGAAAAGGAUCUUACAGAGACCAUUGCCGGAGAAUGGGUCUUUCCUUUAACUAAGGACGACAUCCAGUUGCUAGUGCGUGAUUACAUGGAGAUCCACGACAUCGCCAAAAGCUCGCCGAGCUCGCCCGGUAAGGAUUGGUGCUACGACUCCAAAGAGGUGGUCAUCCGAAAAGGUCAAAACCAUGCCGAUAACAUACUGGACCCUUCGAAAACCUCCUAUUCGGUCAUGUUUGCUGGUGCCGCUGACGGUUUCGUCCUCCCACCUUACGUUGUAUAUGCCACCGUUCACCUCUACGAUACAUGGGCCGAUGGAGGGCCAAAAGGAACCCGAUACAACCGUUCCAAGUCCGGUUGGUUCGAUAAGACUAUCUUUGAAGACUGGUUUUUUUCGAUGACGUUGCCAUAUUUCCAAAAUUUGGACAACAACUUGCCCAAAGUGAUCAUCGGGGAUAACGUGGCGUCAUACCUGUCGUAUAAAGUGAUGAAGAGCUGCUUGGAAAACAAUAUUCGGUUUGCCUUUCCCCCGCCUAAUGCUACGCACAUUUGCCAGCCUCUCGACGUGGCAUAUUUCAGACCACUCAAGCAAGCCUGGAGGACACUCGGAAGAAGCAGAAUAAAGGAUCGGUUCCCAAGCAUAUUUUUCCGCAUCUACUUAAGGAAGCACUAUUGAGCAUUCGCAAGACCCGAAAGAAUCCUGCUGCACCCAAAUCUCGCUCACAAAAUGUCACCUCCGGCUUCAAAUCAAGGUAUUUAUCUGUCGCAAUCGUAAUGCAGUCCUGAAGAAACUGCCUUGGGGAAACGAACCGCUAACUCCGGGAAAUGAAAGGCAAGAAAACUCGUUUUCGGAACAGUUGAUAAACCUGUUCAAGGCGGAGCGGUUUUCCCAUGUUGAUAAAUCGCAAGCUCCAAAACGCAAAAGGAUUGUUAAGAUUGAGCCUGGAGAGAGUAUUGGAGAAGAACAUUUCGCAAGUUUUAACGUUGAAGAAAACGCUGUACAAAACCCUGUUCCAGAGAAGAAUUCAGGACCUGUGAAGAAAGCCAAACGCAAGCGUCCAGAGACAGGCCCAGCAGUAUCUUCAUCUCCAAAACGACAGCGAGUUGUGAAGUACAAGAAAGAACCCGGAAAUUUGCCGCAUACAGGAGACAACGAAAAUAUGGAUCCCAACAGCUUCGCAGUACGUUGUGGCCAAAGGAAGGAGAAGCUCGUACGAACUUCAAAACAGCACCAAACUGUGAAGGUCGAACCCGAAGAAGAGAGAGGAGAUGUAAAUAAAUUUCUUGCAAAUACUGAUAAGGA